Messenger RNA from Urocitellus parryii (Arctic ground squirrel), 1888 nucleotides. It is a transcript of the gene Actl6a, whose product is annotated as actin like 6A. The record is from RefSeq and is a predicted model, not a curated record. NCBI's taxonomy places the organism in Eukaryota, Metazoa, Chordata, Mammalia, Rodentia, Sciuridae.
CCCUCAUGAUUGGCUGGUCCCAGGAACCAGCAAGUGUGGCUGCGCUCCAGGGUGUGUGGACGCCGCUUUGUUGCCUGAGGGGGGUGGCGGUGGAAGUUCAGGGGGUCGAGGGUUACAGCUCCUCUAGACCAGCAGUUGCGGCCGCUGCAGUCACUUCGCCCGGUAGCCUUUAGCCUAGGAGUCGCGCCGACAGCAGCCAUGAGCGGUGGCGUGUAUGGGGGAGAUGAAGUUGGAGCCCUUGUUUUUGACAUUGGAUCCUAUACUGUGAGAGCUGGUUAUGCUGGUGAGGACUGUCCCAAGGUGGAUUUUCCUACAGCUAUUGGUAUGGUGGUAGAAAGAGAUGAUGGAAGCACAUUGAUGGAAAUAGAUGGUGAUAAAGGUAAACAAGGCGGUCCCACCUACUACAUAGAUACUAAUGCCCUGCGUGUUCCAAGAGAAAACAUGGAGGCCAUUUCACCACUAAAAAAUGGAAUGGUUGAAGACUGGGAUAGUUUCCAGGCUAUUUUGGAUCAUACCUAUAAAAUGCAUGUCAAAUCAGAAGCCAGCCUGCAUCCUGUUCUUAUGUCAGAAGCACCGUGGAAUACUAGAGCAAAGAGAGAGAAACUGACAGAACUAAUGUUUGAACACUACAACAUCCCUGCAUUCUUCCUUUGCAAAACUGCAGUUUUGACAGCAUUUGCUAAUGGUCGUUCUACUGGUCUGAUUUUGGACAGUGGAGCCACUCAUACCACUGCAAUUCCAGUCCACGAUGGCUAUGUUCUUCAGCAAGGCAUUGUGAAAUCCCCUCUUGCUGGAGAUUUUAUUACUAUGCAGUGCAGAGAACUCUUCCAAGAAAUGAACAUAGAAUUGAUUCCUCCAUAUAUGAUUGCAUCAAAAGAAGCUGUCCGUGAAGGAUCUCCAGCAAACUGGAAAAGAAAAGAGAAGUUGCCACAGGUUACAAGGUCAUGGCAUAACUACAUGUGUAAUUGUGUUAUCCAGGAUUUUCAAGCGUCAGUACUUCAAGUGUCAGAUUCAACUUAUGAUGAACAAGUAGCUGCACAGAUGCCUACUGUUCAUUAUGAAUUCCCCAAUGGCUACAACUGUGAUUUUGGUGCAGAACGGUUAAAAAUUCCUGAAGGCUUAUUUGACCCUUCCAAUGUAAAGGGGCUCUCAGGAAAUACAAUGUUAGGAGUCAGUCAUGUUGUCACUACAAGUGUUGGAAUGUGUGAUAUUGAUAUCAGACCAGGUCUAUAUGGCAGUGUGAUAGUGGCAGGAGGAAACACGUUAAUACAGAGUUUUACUGAUAGGUUGAAUAGAGAGCUUUCUCAGAAAACUCCCCCAAGUAUGCGGUUGAAGUUGAUUGCAAAUAAUACAACAGUCGAACGGAGGUUUAGUUCAUGGAUUGGUGGCUCCAUUUUAGCUUCUUUGGGCACCUUUCAGCAGAUGUGGAUUUCCAAACAAGAAUAUGAAGAAGGAGGGAAACAAUGUGUAGAAAGGAAAUGUCCUUGAAAAAGAGUUCCCAAAACUCUACCUUCCUGUGUCACCUUACGUUUCAUAGCUUUAGUAUACUCAGGAAAGAAUGACCAUCUUUUGUAGAAUGUUUAUACAUUUUUGCAUAUUUCAAUUUCCACUUAAAUUUUUUAAGGCUUUAACUAGUUCUAUAAAUUAAAAUGGGUUUGUGCUUUCCUUGAAAUGCACUUAUUCUUAUUACAAGCAUUUUAUAAUUUUGUAUAAAUGUCUAUUUUCUCUAAAUAUUUUGCUUUCAGUAAAAUGCUUUCCAACUCUGUUUAGUAUAUUAAUUACCAGUGGGUGGUAGAAUUGCUUUUUAUUGACUAGUAAAAGUUACUGCCUAUGCUUUUACCUCAGGCUUGCAAAUUUAAAUAAAAAUUACUAGCCAUUCCAAAAAUAU